AUUGGCAAGAAUAUAGUCAGGUAUGUGUGUUUAUUUUGUAUAGGGUUAGGAUAUGAACAUCCUACCACCUAAUGGUGCUGCGGGGAAAUGCUUGACUAACAAGCAGAAGGUUGCCAGUUAAAAUCCCCAUUGAUACUAUAUCAGGCAGCAGUGAUAUAGGAAGAUGCUGAAAAGCAUUAUCAGACUGUGUGGGAGGAGGCAAUGGUAAACCCCUCCUGUAUUCUACCAAAAAGAAAACCACAGGGCUCUGUGGGCACCAGGAGUCCAAAUCAACUUGACAGCACACUUUACCUAGGAUAUGAGCAGAAAUGCAGCAUUUGAGAAGCAGCACCUACUGACAUCACCAUGAUGAAAUGCAUCACAAGUCUCAGCUGUGGUUUAUUAAUACUGUGUCCCUGCCCUCCCUUUCUUAAAUGAGAUCCAGAUGUGAGAGAAAUGUGUGACCUUUGCUGUCUUUCCUUUCUCUAUGGGAAUUGCAAGACUGAGUGUGGGUUCAGCAGAGGAGGUUUUGUUCUUGUUAGAAAGAAUGUGAUUUGUAAAACAGGUUUUUUAAAAAAUCCUAACAGAUGGGGAGCAGAGCAUAGUCAUUUUUACUUUUCUUUUUCCAAACCUGAAUAUUAGCGGUACUCUUUAUUUUGUCACAGGAUCUCCUAUCUCAGUGUUUUAACAUACUCAGUGGUGGCUGUUCUGGAGUAAAUAAUAUUUAUGUGCACCUGUGUUGCCUAUCUGGAACAGGCAAAGAGAUGUAAGAUAAGCUUUUCCCUUGGAAUGGCCAUCAGCUAUGCUUGGUAAAGUAAUUUAAGGUGGGGAUUUAGCAUAACUACCUCAUUUUAAAUAAAGAGUGCAGUGCAAUCUUAAAUGUGUCUACUUGGAAGUAAGCCACAUGGUGUCCAGUGGGCUUUCCCAGGAGUGGCUAUGAUUCCGCAUGUAAGCACUUUGUUCCUGAAGAUUUGGAAGUAGAUGUAACUGGAAGGUCUUUCAUGAUCACUGGAGCAAACAGUGGUAUUGGUAAAGCCACUGUGAAGGAGAUAGCCAAAAGAGGGGGAACAGUUCACCUAGUGUGCCGGAACAAAGACAGAGCUGAGGAAGCUAAAAAAGAAAUAACAACAGAAACUAGUAAUCAGAAUGUUUUUGUCCACAUUCUGGACAUGUCCAACCCCAGAGGUAUUUGGGAAUUUGCUGAACAGUUCAAGAAGCAGCACAGAUUAAAUGUCCUGAUCAACAAUGCAGGCUGCAUGAUAAACAAAAGAGAACUAACAGAAGAUGGGCUUGAAAAAAACUUUGCUACAAACACACUGGGUACAUACAUCUUAACAACAGUUCUUCUACCGCUCUUGGAAAAAGAAGAUGAUCCCAGAGUCAUCACUGUCUCUUCAGGAGGAAUGCUAGUUCAGAAACUAAAUAUAUCAGACUUGCAGUCAGAGAAUGUGGCAUUUGAUGGAACAAUGGUCUAUGCACAGAAUAAGAGACAGCAAGUGGUCUUGAUGGAGCAGUUGGCUAAAGCUCAUCCCAGCAUCCACUUUUCUUCUAUGCACCCUGGCUGGGCAGACACUCCAGCAGUGAGAUCAUCUAUGCCAGAUUUCUAUGAGAAGAUGAAGAACAGAUUGCGGACAGAAGCCCAGGGGGCGGACACUGUCGUAUGGCUGGCAGUCUCGGCUGCAGCAAGCAGGCAAGCAAGUGGCCAAUUCUUUCAAGACAGACAGCCCGUCUCAACCCACUUGCCACUGGCACAGACAAAAGCGUCGCUUGGUGAUGAAGAAAAAUUGAUCCAGGCCCUUGAAGAGCUCUCUCAGCAGUUUAAACCCAGAUGAUUACUAGCUGCUACUUGUUCCAGGAGUCAACACUGACAGCACAACUUUACUCGUUUUACAAAGAUUUCUAAAAAUAUCAGUGGAUUGCAGUAGUGGCCCCUACAAACUGAGUUCAACAAGCAAAACUGCACUAUCAUUGGAAAUAUUAGUUUAAGCCUUAAUACGUGCAAACAAAAUACAAGGACAUUCACACGUUCAGCUUUGCAGUAGGAAACCAGACACAGCUGAAGACUUUGCUGUCUGUAGGUCUGUAUGCUGUACUACCCAUUCUCUUCCAAAUCCGCUAAAGUUGUAUGCAGCUUGUAGAAGUCAGCUAUGAAAAACUAGAAACAUGUAGGCCAGAAAAGUAGCAUUGCUACUGCAAUUAAUUUUGAUUCUGUAGAAUUUUGGAUUUGGAAGGGACCUUUCUGCUUGCUCAGUGCAGAAAUCCAUAUUGGGUGUUUAGAUUCCCAUCCAGAUAUUAGGCAUACUUAUGUCUGCAAAAGCUCCAUUAUUUGAGGAUUUGUAGAAGAGAGAAGAGCAUCUGACAGCACAGCUACUUUUUUCAUCAUGGUCACAUUAUUUCUGUACAACCUAUCCCUGUUACAAAUGUAACAUUUACACCUUUUAAAAACACUUUCAGGAUAAAAUGUUAGGGUAUUAUAGUACAAGUAUUCUAAUGUAUUUGCUGAGCAUAACUCAGGAUGCUUAACUAUAACCUAUGAAACCAAAGAGGACAUGGGCCACUAUCACUACUGGCUUCUUAGCUAUGUAUAAGUCACAUGCUAAUAUCAAGAAAGAGCACCCUUGAUCUAUGCGGACCACUUCAGGACAUCAAGUGUUCCACAGUGUAGCGAAGCAUUCUGGGAGAUUGUCUCACAACUACGAACUACGUUGCUCCUGGAGGUUUGCCGGAGUCUGAACAUAUAUAUGUCAGAGGCACUGAAAGACCUUUCUAAUGUUUACAUGUAAAUAACAAUCCCAUUAAGAGCCAAAAUUUCAAAGGAUCCAGUUCUAACCUGUCCCUACCUUUCAAGAAGAAAGCAGGGGGAGAAGGGUAUGAACUACAGCUUUUACAAGUCUGAUUUUUAAAGCUGUACUGCAUUGCAUAGUUUAUCUUGAAUACAGCACUUAAGCUUC
Hemicordylus capensis (graceful crag lizard) is the source of this 2930-nucleotide messenger RNA. It is a transcript of the gene DHRS12, whose product is annotated as dehydrogenase/reductase 12. Bases 981 to 1811 code for a protein of 276 amino acids. The transcript has 10 exons. Lineage: Eukaryota; Metazoa; Chordata; Lepidosauria; Squamata; Cordylidae. The record is from RefSeq and is a predicted model, not a curated record.